AUGUUUCACACGUCUAUAGAUUUAAUGAGUGGUAAAAAACGUAAUUUUACAUCACCUGAAAAUCAAGACAAUAAACAAUCAAAAAUGUCUUCGUCACCGCAAUUUGAUACGACUUCAAGUACAACUGUUGCAUCGGAUGUAAGUGGUUUACAGUUACAGCAGUCUUUAUUAUCUUCUAAUCUUAUCAAUGAAAUGACAAAAAUGAUAAUAACAUCAAAAUCAUGUACUGACGCAAUUGCAGAUAUCAUAGAAAAUCAACUGAAACAAUACGAGAACCGUAUUAAACAAUUAGAGGCAGAAUUAAAGCAACUAAAUGAUCGUGCAGUUAAAUUUCAUUUGAAAUUAGACGAUUUAGAUCAAUAUUCAAAGCGGCGUGAUUUAAUAAUACACGGUAUUCCAUUUACACAGGGAGAAGAUACAUCACAAAUAGUAUUAGAUUUGGCUAAAUCUGUGGGUGUUAAUUUGGAUAUUAAAGAUUUUUAUGCAACUCAGCGUUUAGGAUCACGUGGUAAACAACAUUCAUCUAUAAUUGUGGUCUUUAUACGUUAUUCAGAUAGACAGCAGUUAUAUUCAAAACGUAAAGAUCUUGAUAAAGGAUUAUUGGAACAUACAGAAGAAAAUGUACAAAUUAUUGCCGAUAAAGCAUAUAUAGGUGAACAAUAUGUUAUCACGCCAAGAAAGCAACCUCGUGGUCGUGAAUUAACAGCCGAAGACAAAGAUUUCAGUCGAUCUAUUUCCAGUUCAAGAGCAGCUAUUAAAAACAUCAACCAACGUAUUAAAAAUUAUGGUAUUUUAGGAAGUCUUCACGGAGAUCCUUAUAACGAUUUGGGUAAGAUUUCUAAAAUUGCACGUGUCGUCCCUGCAUUAUGUAAUCUGAAAUUGAGUAAACAUCCUAUCCGUGAAAAUAAAUUAUGA
Didymodactylos carnosus is the source of this 915-nucleotide messenger RNA. NCBI's taxonomy places the organism in Eukaryota, Metazoa, Rotifera, Eurotatoria, Philodinida, Philodinidae. The record is from the annotation of a GenBank genome assembly.